AUGUUCGAAUCCAACAACCAACUGGCUUCCUCUCCAUCCGACUCGAUCGCUCCGAGCCGACUUAAACCCUCUCAACGCCUCAGCAACACUUCAACCCAAUCGGUCGGUAUCGGCAGACGAGGCAAGACCAAAAUCCACCCGAGCACAGACCUCCAGCUCAACUGGAACUUGCUUAUGCAAGGCCUAUUGCGGUGGUAUCAAACAUGA
Protopolystoma xenopodis is the source of this 207-nucleotide messenger RNA. The record is from the annotation of a GenBank genome assembly. NCBI's taxonomy places the organism in Eukaryota, Metazoa, Platyhelminthes, Monogenea, Polystomatidea, Polystomatidae.